AUGCGCAACACGCUCGUUAACUUGAGUCUUUUGUUGACUCUGGCCAGCCCCGUCUUUGGCGCUGCCGUCUCCAAGAUUUCCUCGGACGCAACCUGCGGCAAAGCGUCUGGGUUUACCUGUCAGGGCUCCAAAUGGGGCAACUGCUGUUCUCAAUACAGCUACUGCGGAAGCUCUGACGCUUACUGCGGCACUGGCUGUCAAUCCGGCUACGGCACCUGCAAGACGACCACUGCCAACCCUCCCCCCUCUCCAGGGCCAAAGGUCAGCCAGGACGCCACGUGCGGCAACGGCGUCACCUGCCAGGGCUCCAAGUGGGGCAAUUGCUGCAGCAGCCAUGGCUGGUGUGGCAGCAGCAAGGACUACUGCGGCGCUGGUUGCCAGUCCCUCUUUGGGACCUGCGAUGGCGUUUCGACGUCGUCGACCUCGAGGUCUGCAACUGUUGGGGGCUCGUCGACUAGCUCCACUCUGACCACGAGCCGCACGACGACGUCUUCAACCACCUCUAGCUCGGUAACCAGUCUUACAACGUCGUCAACUACCACCACCUCUGGUUCUUCGACAUCGUCGACGUCUGUAACCACCACCACUAGCUCUUCGUCCUCUUCUUCCUCGACUUCAUCCAGCGCUUCGUCCAGCUCGUCGUCAACUUCAACGUCUACAAGCACAACCAGCACACAGGGCCUUCCUACCGUUACCGUGACAACGAUAUCCGACGACGCCACCUCCACGUCCGCCAGCUCCUCUACUCCAUCAAGCACCCAGACGGCCAGCAGCACCGCCUCCUCCUCCUCGACGGCCACAUCAUCGUCCGCCCCAUCCGCCACCGCCAGCACCGUCAGGCAGUACACGCAAGUAUUCAGCCACUUUCCCGGCUGCAGCUACCGGGGCCUCGCGACGGGCAUCAGCAUCCCCGUGUCCAACCUGGGCCCCAGUGGCGACUACAGGGCCGCCGCCGUGCCCGCGUGCCAGGCGUAUUGCGACUCGUCGCCCGGGUGCCAGAUGUUCUUCAUCGCCGUCCAGCAGGAUUCGAGCAUCGCGCCCCCCAACGACGUGUCUGCCACCUGCCAGGUGAGCACGGCGCCGUUCACGACCGCUCUUGCGUUUUGUGGCUUCGUCAGCGUCGGCCUGUGGGAAAGCUACGCGUACAACCUCGUGGAGACGGGUCCGGCCACGGUCACGGCGAGCCCCACGGUGUCCACGGGCACGUCGACCUCGUUUAUCCCGAUUACAACCAUCGUUGAUUUUGAUUAG
Pyricularia oryzae 70-15 is the source of this 1251-nucleotide messenger RNA. RefSeq lists its product as uncharacterized. The transcript has 2 exons. Lineage: Eukaryota; Fungi; Ascomycota; Sordariomycetes; Magnaporthales; Pyriculariaceae. Gene Ontology annotation, molecular function: chitin binding. The record is from RefSeq and is a predicted model, not a curated record. Bases 1 to 1251 code for a protein of 416 amino acids.